Ascochyta rabiei is the source of this 471-nucleotide messenger RNA. RefSeq lists its product as uncharacterized. NCBI's taxonomy places the organism in Eukaryota, Fungi, Ascomycota, Dothideomycetes, Pleosporales, Didymellaceae. The transcript has 3 exons. The record is from RefSeq and is a predicted model, not a curated record. Bases 1 to 471 code for a protein of 156 amino acids.
AUGCUUGUCCCAAGGAAAGCUUUCGGGGCCCUGACGUUCAUCAUCUGCGUCGCGGGUUUGUUCAUCUUCUCCAGCUCGAUUGUGCAAUGGUCCGUCUAUCUCUUUGGCAGCUAUGCUCCACUGGUACCGUACACUACGCAUGUUGUUCUGUUCCAAUUCAAGGAAAGCGUUAGCGGCAUCGCCGUCAAAGAGAUUACAUCAAAGUUCUUUGGCUUGAAGAAGGCGUGUAUUCACCCAGACACGCGCCGGCCAUACAUUCUCUCCAUCACUGGUGGGAAAGAUACUUCCAUAGAGGACCUGCAGAAUGGGAUGAGCCACGCUUUUAUCCUCAGAUUCAAUUCAGACGAAGAGCGGGACUACUAUGUGAAAGAAGAUCCAGCACAUCAAGCGUUCAAGGACGCUGCUGCUGCAGUGGUUGAGAACACGAUAGUUGUGGACUUCCAAGAGGGUGUCUUUACUGACUCAGGAUAA